AUGCAUCUGGUGCCGUCUCCAAGUCUGCUGCUCGCGAAGAUACUCAAACGUACUGCUGCCACCAUCGCGGGCCUCGGUGUCGAUAUGCAGGUGGUUGAUGUGGUCCAGAUCGAUCCUUCGCAGAGACGUAUGGAGUUUCGCGAAUUUUGGAGUAUGCCUGUCGAUCCAAAACGAGCUUUGUGUCCAAUAAAGGCGCAAUGUACUCUGAGGAGCUUCGGAACUGAGCAGAUCAACCUGAUCCGCGAGCAGCUGUAUGCAGGUCUCUGUCGCCGGCGGAACGACGGACGGCAGAAAGACGAACUCCAGUAUGGCGAUUCUAAGCUCUGCCUCCAGUCGAAGUAA
Messenger RNA from Pseudocercospora fijiensis CIRAD86, 342 nucleotides. RefSeq lists its product as uncharacterized. NCBI's taxonomy places the organism in Eukaryota, Fungi, Ascomycota, Dothideomycetes, Mycosphaerellales, Mycosphaerellaceae. The transcript has 2 exons. Bases 1 to 342 code for a protein of 113 amino acids. The record is from RefSeq and is a predicted model, not a curated record.